AUGGUUUCUCCUGUAUGUGCCAGGUCAGUCCAGACUGCAGCACAUAGCCAGCUCCUCGCACGGAGCGAGCAGGGACGAGCCUCCCCGGCCGGGAGGAGCCCGGCGCCCACCGCGAGCUGCCGCUGCCGAGCCGUGAGGCAUCGCCGUGUGACUGCAGCGCGGCCGCACAGCGCCGGGGCCGAGCCCGGGGCGCGGGGGCCAAGCCAAGCACGGGCGGCCGGGCCGGGGGAGCCCCGAGCCGCCCCCGGGGCCCACGCGGGGCCUGCGGGGCGCUCGGAGCGCGGCGGGGACCCGCCCGCGGACACAAAGAGCGGGCAGGGGCGGCCCAGGCCCCGCGGGGGGAACGCGGGCGGCCCCCGCCCGCCUCACCGACCCCCGCCCCGGCGGGUUCGCCAGAGCCCCGCACGGCGCCCAGCGCAGCCCAGUCCAGCCCAGUCCAGCCCAGCCAAGCCAAGCCAAGCCAAGCCUACCCCCGCACCGCCCCCUCCGCUCGCCCCGCAGUCACGGUCCCGCACGGCCCCCGCGCACCCACCGGCCUCGCCGCGGCAGCUCCUUCCUUCCCUGCCCGCGCCGCCGCCUUUUACCGGGGAACGGGCGGCGCCGAGCGCGGCCCGGGCAGCAACAGCUGACGGCGGGGCCCGCUCGGCCCGGCCCUCCCUCCGUGACAGCGCCCGGCCCCGCCCCGCCCGGCUUGGAGCCGUGGGAUUGAGGAGUCACAGCAUCGUGGGUCACAGAUUCAUGGAAUCACAGACUCAUGGAAUCACAGGCUCCUGGAAUCAUAGACUCAUGGAAUCACAGGCUCCUGGAAUCAUAGACUCAUGGAAUCAUUAA
Pipra filicauda (Wire-tailed manakin) is the source of this 831-nucleotide messenger RNA. RefSeq names its product proline-rich protein HaeIII subfamily 1-like. The record is from RefSeq and is a predicted model, not a curated record. The transcript is spliced from 2 exons. The coding region runs from base 1 to 831 and encodes 276 amino acids. NCBI's taxonomy places the organism in Eukaryota, Metazoa, Chordata, Aves, Passeriformes, Pipridae.